CUCUGAGUGUCGUUGGCGAGCAAGGAAGAUGCCAGCACAAAGGCUAGCGGAGACCCGGCCCGCUGCGGAGGGCGGCGGGAAGAGCCGCUGAGGGGCGCGCCAGGCGCGCUUUGCUCCGCGCUGUCUCUGAUCACUGCCCUGGGUCUCAGGGUCGGGACGGCAGUGCAGGGUCCCUUGGCUCUGUCAUAGCGGACGCCGCAGCCCGGAGCUGCAUGCGACGCGCGGCGGCAUCUCCCGCCGCCUGCUUUCUCCGCGGCGCGCACGGACCAGCCGGAGAGCGCCGGAGCGGCGGGUCGGGGCCACUGCGGGGGCGCCCUCCCGCCUGGCCGCCGGGUCCCACCCGCAGCCCGUGGCGGCGGGCGCCGAGCCCAGCUUUAUAGGGAGCCAACCUCAGAGAGACAGACAGGAUGGCUAGCUCAGCCCGGGAGCAUCUGCUUUUUGUGCGGCGUCGAAAUCCCCAGAUGCGGUACACACUGAGCCCAGAGAACCUGCAGAGCCUUGCAGCGCAGAGCUCCAUGCCCGAGAACAUGACCCUACAAAGAGCCAAUAGCGACACGGACCUGGUGACUUCUGAGAGCCGCUCCAGCUUGACUGCCAGCAUGUACGAGUACACACUGGGGCAAGCCCAGAACCUCAUUAUCUUCUGGGACAUUAAAGAGGAGGUGGACCCCAGCGAUUGGAUUGGACUUUAUCAUAUAGAUGAGAAUUCUCCAGCCAACUUCUGGGAUUCUAAAAACAGGGGUGUGACUGGAACACAGAAAGGACAAAUUGUGUGGAGAAUUGAGCCUGGGCCCUACUUCAUGGAACCGGAGAUAAAAAUCUGUUUUAAAUACUACCAUGGCAUUAGUGGAGCCCUGCGAGCCACGACCCCCUGCAUCACAGUGAAGAACCCAGCUGUGAUGAUGGGGGCAGAGGGCAUGGAAGGAGGUGCUUCAGGAAAUCUGCAUUCUCGGAAGCUGGUCAGCUUUACCUUGUCAGAUCUUAGGGCAGUUGGGCUAAAGAAAGGGAUGUUCUUCAAUCCUGACCCUUAUCUUAAGAUGUCCAUUCAGCCAGGGAAGAAGAGCAGUUUCCCCACCUGUGCUCACCAUGGGCAGGAGAGAAGGUCUACUAUCAUCAGUAACACCACUAAUCCUAUUUGGCACCGAGAGAAAUAUUCCUUUUUUGCACUUCUAACUGAUGUCCUGGAAAUUGAAAUUAAAGACAAGUUUGCCAAGAGCCGUCCUAUUAUCAAACGUUUCCUGGGGAAACUAACCAUUCCAGUCCAGAGGUUGCUGGAGCGACAAGCCAUUGGGGAUCAGAUGCUCAGCUACAACCUUGGAAGAAGGCUCCCAGCUGAUCAUGUGAGCGGGUACCUGCAGUUUAAAGUGGAAGUCACAUCUUCUGUCCAUGAAGAUGCGUCGCCAGAAGCUGUUGGUACGAUCCUUGGAGUCGGUACUGUGAACGGAGAUCUAGGAAGCCCGUCUGAUGACGAGGACAUGCCAGGGAGCCAUCAUGACAGCCCUGUUUGUGCUAAUGGACCAGUGUCUGAGGAAAGUACUGCUGAGGGGACACCCAAGCAUUCUUUCAGGACUAGUUCUACUCUGGAAAUAGACACAGAGGAUUUAACCUCUACUUCUUCAAGGACCUCACCUCCCAGAGGCCGUCAGGAUUCACUCAAUGAUUAUUUAGAUGCUAUCGAACACAAUGGCCCUUCCAGGCCAGGAGCAGCAACCUCCUCUGAGAGGGCCAUGGGAGCCUCUCCAAAACUAAGGAGUAGUUUUCCCACUGACACAAGACUCAAUGCAAUGCUUCAUAUUGAUUCUGAUGAAGAAGACCAUGAGUUCCAGCAAGACCUGGGUUAUCCAUCUUCCUUGGAGGAGGAAGGUGGUUUGAUCAUGUUUAGCAGGGCAUCGAGAACUGAUGAUGGCAGCCUGACAUCUCAGACGAAGCCAGAGGAUGACCACCCCAUUGAAAAUGAGGAAACCUCCCUGCACGAAGCAGCUUCCUUUGAGGAUAAGCCAGAGAACCUUCCUGAGCUUGCAGAUGGCUCCUUGCCCUCAGGCCCAGCCCCAGAGGAAAGCGAAACUGGCCCAGAGUCUCAACCCAGUGCUGACCAGGGCAGCACUGAGUUGUGUGGCUCUCAAGAGGUUGAUCAGCCUACAAGUGGGGCGGACACGGGGACUUCUGACACAUCAGGAGGGAGCCGAAGAGCCAUCAGUGAGACCGAGUCCCUGGAUCAGGGGUCUGAGCCGUCCCAGGUGUCCUCCGAAACAGAACCCAGCGACCCUGCCAGGACAGAGAGCGUGAGUGAAGCCAGCACCCGGCCUGAGGGAGAGAGUGACCUGGAAGGUGCUGACAGCUCCUGCAAUGAGAGUGUGACCACACAGCUGUCCUCAGUGGACACUCGGUGCUCCUCCAUGGAGAGUGCACGGUUUCCCGAAACCCCAGCCUUUUCUUCUCAGGAAGAGGAAGACGGGGCCUGUGCAGCAGAGCCCCCCAGCAGUGGCCCUGCUGAAGGGUCUCAGGAUCCCAUAUGCACUCCGGGUUCUUUACCUGUGGUACAGGUGCCCAGUGGGGAGGAGGAAGGGCCAGCGACAGAUUCAGCCACAUUACCUGACCAGGAGGAGCUUGGGGAGGUCUGGCAGCGGAGAGGGAGCCUAGAGGGAGCUGUUGCUGCUGCCCCUGAGAGCCAGCCUCAGGAAGAAGGUGAUGCUGGGGAUGCCCAAGGCGCUUGUGAAGGGGCCACUGCCCAGGAGGAGGGCGCUACUGGAGGUUCUCAAGCCAAUGGUCACCAGCCCUUGCGGUCACUACCUUCAGUGCGCCAGGAUGUCAGCCGGUACCAGAGGGUGGAUGAGGCUCUCCCACCAAACUGGGAGGCGCGCAUUGACAGCCAUGGCAGGAUCUUCUAUGUGGAUCACGUAAACAGAACCACAACGUGGCAGCGGCCGACAGCUCCCCCAGCCCCACAGGUGCUGCAGAGAUCUAACUCCAUACAACAAAUGGAGCAGCUCAACCGGCGUUAUCAGAGCAUCCGCAGAACCAUGACUAAUGAGAGGCCUGAGGAAAAUACCAGUGCUAUUGAUGGGGCGGGGGAGGAAGCCGACUUUCACCAAGCCAGUGCAGAUUUCCGCCGGGAGAAUGUCCUGCCCCACUCUACCUCCAGAUCCAGGCUCACGUUGCUGUUACAGUCUCCCCCUGUGAAGUUCCUCAUCAGCCCAGAGUUCUUCACCGUGCUACAUUCUAACCCUAGUGCCUACCGCAUGUUUACAAACAACACGUGUUUGAAGCACAUGAUCACCAAAGUCCGGAGGGACACCCACCACUUUGAACGCUACCAGCAUAACAGGGACCUCGUGGGAUUCCUCAACAUGUUUGCGAACAAACAGCUGGAAUUGCCAAGGGGCUGGGAGAUGAAACAUGAUCAUCAGGGCAAGGCAUUUUUUGUCGACCACAACUCCCGAACCACCACCUUCAUUGAUCCUCGGCUCCCGCUGCAGAGCAGUAGACCCACAAGUGCACUGGUUCACCGACAACACUUGACCAGGCAACGCAGCCACAGUGCGGGUGAGGUAGGAGAAGAUUCUCGGCACGCAGGACCACCAGUUCUCCCCAGACCGUCCAGUACAUUCAAUACAGUCAGUAGGCCACAGUACCAGGACAUGGUUCCAGUGGCUUAUAAUGACAAGAUUGUUGCAUUUCUGCGUCAACCCAACAUCUUUGAAAUUCUACAGGAGCGUCAACCUGAUCUUACCAGGAAUCACUCACUCAGGGAGAAGAUCCAAUUUAUUCGAACUGAAGGGACCCCAGGAUUGGUACGCCUUUCUAGUGAUGCAGACCUUGUUAUGUUGCUGAGCUUAUUUGAAGAAGAGAUAAUGUCAUAUGUGCCUCCACAUGCCUUACUCCACCCCAGCUACUGUCAGUCCCCACGUGGCUCCCCCGUGUCUUCUCCUCAGAACUCACCAGGUACUCAACGUGCCAAUGCCCGCGCUCCAGCCCCUUACAAGAGAGAUUUUGAAGCCAAACUAAGGAACUUUUACAGGAAGUUAGAGACUAAAGGAUAUGGACAAGGCCCAGGGAAAUUAAAGUUAAUUAUCCGAAGAGAUCACUUGCUAGAAGAUGCUUUUAAUCAGAUUAUGGGCUACUCCAGAAAAGAUCUGCAGAGGAAUAAGCUGUAUGUCACCUUCGUCGGGGAGGAAGGGCUGGAUUACAGUGGGCCUUCCAGAGAGUUUUUCUUCCUGGUAUCCAGAGAACUCUUUAACCCCUAUUAUGGCUUAUUUGAAUAUUCAGCCAAUGAUACAUACACAGUACAAAUAAGUCCCAUGUCUGCUUUUGUAGACAAUCAUCAUGAAUGGUUCCGGUUCAGCGGUAGGAUCCUAGGUCUUGCACUAAUUCACCAGUAUUUGUUGGAUGCCUUCUUCACACGGCCCUUUUAUAAGGCUCUUCUCAGAAUUCUGUGUGACCUGAGUGAUCUAGAAUAUCUCGAUGAAGAAUUCCACCAGAGCUUACAGUGGAUGAAAGACAAUGAUAUUCACGACAUCCUAGACCUCACGUUCACUGUGAAUGAAGAAGUUUUUGGGCAGAUUACUGAACGAGAAUUAAAGCCAGGGGGUGCCAAUAUCCCGGUCACAGAGAAGAACAAGAAGGAGUACAUCGAGAGGAUGGUGAAGUGGAGGAUUGAGAGGGGUGUGGUACAACAAACAGAGAGCUUAGUGCGUGGCUUCUAUGAGGUGGUGGAUGCCAGGCUGGUAUCUGUUUUUGAUGCAAGAGAACUGGAACUGGUCAUCGCAGGCACAGCUGAAAUAGACCUAAGUGAUUGGAGAAAUAACACAGAAUAUAGAGGAGGUUACCAUGACAAUCAUAUUGUAAUUCGGUGGUUCUGGGCUGCAGUGGAAAGAUUCAACAAUGAACAACGACUAAGGUUGUUACAGUUUGUUACAGGCACAUCCAGCAUUCCCUACGAAGGAUUCGCUUCUCUCCGAGGGAGUAAUGGCCCAAGAAGAUUCUGUGUGGAGAAAUGGGGGAAAAUCACGGCUCUUCCCAGAGCUCAUACUUGUUUUAACCGCCUGGAUCUGCCCCCGUACCCAUCCUUUUCCAUGCUUUAUGAGAAGCUCCUGACAGCAGUUGAAGAGACCAGUACCUUUGGACUUGAGUGAUCUGGAAGCACCUCUUUAUUGACAGGCAAUUUCAGAAGCUGGCUUCCAGCAUGACUGAGCAUUGGAAGUCUCCAGCUCAGGCUUCCAUUAGAGUAAAGCUGAGUGCUGUUAGUUUCCAGGAACAUGUGCUCUCUCACGUUUGGGGACUGGUGAUGAGUCCUCUUGGAAGGAUUUGGGUGAGCUUGAUGCCCAGGGAACAACCCAACAGUCUUUCAAUCAACAGUUCUUGACUGCCAAACCUUUUCUAUUUGUUAUGUUCCAAGACAAAGAUGAACCUGUACAUGAUCAGCUCCAUGGCAAUUUCUAGGGACUCAGGAGAAUCUUGAAACUUACCCUUGAACGUGGUUCAAGCCAAACUGGCAGCACUUGGCCCAAUCUCCAAAUUAGUGCAAGUUAAAUAAUAUAAUAAAACAAAUAUAUUUCCUGAAAAUACAUUCAUUUAAGCCCUAAGUUAUAACAAUAUUCAUUUCUUGCUUAUGAGUGCCUGCAUGGUGUGCACUAUAGGUUUCAGCUUUCAUGGGAUACAAGUAAAAAUGAAACCAAGUCAAUAUGAGGUAACUUUAAAGAUUCACAAUAAGGUGGUUUGUGACAAUGUAUAUGCAAGUGGUAUGUGUGUAAUUACGGCUGAAGACAAACUGUUACUCAAUGAAUUACUAAUGGACAGAUUUUAUGCUUUAUAAUGCAUGAAAACAAUUUAAAAAUAACUAGCAAUUAAUCACAGCAUAUCAGGAAAAAUGUACACAGUGAGUUCUGUUUCUUUUUUAUAGGUUCAUUAUAUUUAUGUUCUUUAAGAUGUAUAUAAGAACCUACCUAUCAUACUAUAUGUAUCACCUUUCCAUUUUCAUGUUCCAUGCUUACUCGGGCAUCAUGCUAGUAUGUAUCCUUUUAAGCACUCUCAAGGGAACAAAAGGGCCUUUUAUUUUUAUAAAGGUAAAAAAAAAUCCCCAAAAUAAUUUGCACUGAAUGUACCAAAGUUGAAGGGACAUUACAAUAUGACUAACAGCAACUCCAUCACUUGACAAGUAUAAUAGAAAGUAGCUUCUAAAUCAAACUUCCUUCACAGUGCCAUGUCAACCACUACAAGGACUGUGCAUCUAAGUAAUAAUUUUUUAAGACUCACUAUAUGUGAUAGUAUGAUAUGCAUUUAUUUAAAAUGCAUUAGACUCUCUUCCAUCCAUCAAAUACUUUCCAGGAUGGCAUUUAAUACAGAUAUUUCGUAUUUCCCCCACUGCUUGUUAUUUGUACAGCAUCAUUAAACACCAAGCUCAGUUAGGGAGCCAUCAGCAACAUUGAAGACAUCAGCUCUCUUUAGUAAUAAGAAUUUCAUUUUUCCUUAUCAGUGAAGAUGCCACAAAUUGAAACUCUCAGUACUAUAUUUCUAAGCUUGCAUUUUCACGGAUGCAUAAUUUUCUUAUUAAUAUCAAGAAACGAUUUUUCUAUGAUAUCUCAAAAACUGCAUGACAUCACUAAUCUUACUUCUGCUUAAUUUUUUAAAAAGGGUAUCCUUCAUUUUGAUUGCUUUUGGAAUUAUUCCACACCAUUGUUUGUUCCUUGAUUUAUGGCCAUAACUAAUCAGACGCACAAUAGAGUAAUCUAAAUUGAGGAUGGUAAGGCAUUGGAUUAACAUAUAGUUUGCCAGCCUAUGAGCUUACAGGCACUGUUGGAACAUUUCUUUGAGAUUCAUAUUUAUAAGUAGCCAUGGAAUUCCUAUUAUGGGAUGUUGGCAAUCUUACAUCUUAUAGAGGUGAUAUGCCCAGUUUUCAAAGGUGUUUUGUAAGAACUGAUUGCUCUCCUGCCAUUUGAACUGAGUAUUCUAUUGAGACCUGCAAGAACAGUGCCACUCAUGUUGCAUUUCUGCACUAAAGGCAGGUAUUGCAGCAUGGGUAAUGUUCUAGGAAAAAGGUUAUAGAAAUCUGGAAAUAACAAAGAAGAUUUAUAUAUGUACUAUAAUUGGGUGAGAUAAAAAGGAAGGAGAAAAAAAUUUUAACCGGAAAUAUUAGUUUGUACUGAUUGACCAUGAAUACAAGUAUAUAUUUAAUUUUGCAAACUGUUUUUACUCGUUUGUAUUUUUUCAUUAUAAGGAAAAGUAUAUAACACACUAACACACUCUUUUUAAUCACAUUUUUGAUGUCUCAGAGCUGGCAUUCACUAAGCAGCUGAUAGAGAAGGUUAUAUUUUUUAAAAAUACAUUCAUAGACCAUAUUAAUUUUCAUUUUGGUUUGAAACACUGUUAUCAUAUGCCAUAUUACUAGGUAAAAGAGAUUUGAAAUAAAAUGUAUCUCUUUCUAACAAAUAUAUUUCUUUGUUGAGGCAUCCAACUUCUCAAAUAACAGUUCUUUCCAAUAUAUGUAGACAUUCGUAAUUAGCAGAAUUGUCUAGUUGACACCAUUCUCAGAAUUGGAAUUUAUCAAAGAUGUACUUAGCAUAUCAGAAAACCAGGACCAGGGAUAUAGCUCAGUGGUAGAGUGCUUGCUUGGCAUGUGUAAGCCCCUGAGCUUAAUCCCAGUGUCACAAAACAAACAAAAAUGCAUAUCAGAAAACCAUGAUAACGUAUUUAUUCUUCUUCAUUAGUAAAACAAAAAAACAGCCAAUAAUGACUCUAUAAGAUAUUAAAAUAUGCUCCACAUAAUAAAUUAGCCUUUAGUAUACUCUACAAUUAGAAAUAUCCAUAAACAUUUUCUUAUGGACUGUGAGCCCAGAUAUCUUGGCUUUUUGGUCUAGUUUUCUUUAAGAAAUUCACAAGUGAUGCUCAUUAUACUCUAAGAGACAGUUAUGAUACAUCAUAUAAAUAGGCAGAACAUCUUUUAGGUAGGAGAACAGGCAUACUCUUGCCUUUCUCUCUGUUUCAGUGCCUGUGUUUGAUGAUGGAGAUACAAAAUUCUAAAUCUGCCCUUCAAAAGCUCACAGUCUAGCAGAGGAGAUGACAUGGUUCCCAAAAAUAUGUUCAAUAAAAUUUGUUAUGUUCUACAAUCAAGGAAUGAAGAGAGAACAGCUUAUUCAUCCAGGAAGAUUCCAUCACAGCUUCAUAUAUGGGAGACUCAAAUAAAUCACAAAGUACUGUUUCUGCUGAUAACUAAUGACAAAAAAUACUGUGUCAAUAUUAGUGAAGUAUUGAGGCCCCGAAUGCAUUUACACAAUGAGGAUUUAAAGUGUAUAAUAAAGUGUGUAGGUGGGGAGCAGAACAGUGAAGGAGCAACUCCAGGAUCUUCUAAUUAUCAAAGAAAUGCCAAAAUCAAGUCUGAUAAUUUCCCUUCAUCUGUACUACAACAUACCUUUGGUUUUCAGUGUAAGGAAUUCCAAUCCCUGAACCCAAACUACUUAUGGGAUCAAAACAUUUUUCUUGUGCACAAGAUGAAUGGAUUGGGGUCAAAGAAGUACAGUCACAAUUUUUUAGCAUAUGUUGUAUAUAUACUUUAGUAGAAAUUCUGUAAUCUGGAAAAAAACAAUUAAACUAGAAAUGAAAUAAAUCUUGCAAAUUUAGGAUAUAGCUGCAAGUGACAUUCUGUUCAUUUAAAUUCAAGUCUUAAGGAAGUAAGAUGGCUAAAAUCUAGCCAUCACCAGCACAACAAUCAAAAAUGGUAAAAUGCAUUCAAAUGAUGAUAAAGAUAGUGUUUUAGGGUUUCAAAGUGCCUUUAGGCACAUGUCUCUUGAUUCUCAGGUACUUUGUUGGAUAGAAGUAUCAAGUCCUACCUGGGUUGAGGUUGAUUUUCAUGGGUGACUUUUUGAGAUCAGUUCAGUACUUUAUAGUCACAAUUCUGUGUUUCAUCUCAAGUGAUGUAGCGACUAAUGUUUGUAUUGGACAUUCCACUUUCAGCCAGUUUUGUAAGAUGCUUCAUCCACCCAAACUCUCACUUUCUUAAACACACUUUAAAAUGUGAUACCUUCUGGAAAGUCUAUGAAGAAAUUAAUAUAUUAAUGGACAAAACUCCUCAUAAAUGCAAUGUUUAUUUUUCACUUCUUGACAUGAGAAAUUUAAAACAGGCAAAAUUUGAUUGCUUUUGGUGUAUUUCUAUAGUAUAGUGAUUUCAUUUUAUCAACUAUCAUUUGAAAGAAAGAUCAUGGGAAAAGGACUAAUCAGAGUCCCUUAGUUUUAAUUUUUUAAUAAGAAUGGAUUGAGAAAGCCCUGGUAGCUGAAUUGCAGUGGUGAUGGAAGAAGGGACCACUCUCAUCUCUCUUUUUCUCCCCAUCUUCCUCACAUUUGUCCAAUAAUUUUUUUUUAUGCUUUUGCACAAAUUUUAUGAGUCAGCCGCUUCUAAGACAAACAUCUUAAAAUGGAGAAUCUAGAAGUCUGUCCAAUUUAAUCUUAUUCAGGAAACUCCAAAGGCAGGGAAAAUGAUGCCAUACCAUCAUUAAAAGGCAUCAGGAACCCUGCAUAAAUUUUUUUUUAAAAAAGCCCAUGCAUAUGAAGAAUGUGACCUAAUCCCUAGGCUGAGUCUGAGUUUCAGGCCCUCUUCUUUCAUCUGCUUUCAAAUUUAUUUGAUGAGUGACAACACUCUAGAUCUUAGCCAUCUUACUUCCAUGAGACUUGAGUUUAAAUUAAUGAGAAAGUCACUUGUUACUAUAUUCUAACUUGGCAAAACUUAUUUCCUUUCUAGUUCAAUUGUGUUUUCCAGAUAAAGUUGUCUAGCGUGGAAGCAAAGGAAUGCCAGUGACAUUGAAGCUUUCUGAAUUGUGGCCUAAGGCCAACUGCUGCCCACUAAAAGGGAGAUAAAAAUAAAAGUGGAAAAGAGAAGCCCAGCAGUUUGCCAACCCCAAGAAUGUAAGGCUAAUUGUUGACCAACUCUUAAGAUUCAGGGCCCUUAACUGCAUUCCAAGGGAGGCAUAAAGGACAGAAUGAAUUCGUGAGCUGCCCAUUAUAGUAGCUGAGGAAACUAACAAGGGUGGAAAAAUCAUCUUAGAGCAUGCUGGUGGGGGCAGGAUCAUACUACAGUUAGGUUUCUUUGAGAAUGAGAAUGAUUUGCUGCCUAAUUAAGGCACUGCUUAGGAAUCUACCUGGUAGGAAAUAACCUCAUUUUAUAACUUCAAUAAGUUAACAUUUUCUGUACUGAAAAAAGGAAUUUAGCCCCAAAACAUUAACAUUAACCAUAGCUUAAUCAGGAGAUUCAACUAUUUUGCAUUCAAUUAUGUUGUGGAUCUUUUAGAUUUAGGAGUUAUUGUUACUACUAUCAAACACUAUAUGAAAUAAAACAAAGAUGCUUUUAUUUCAUUAUGGUUAAUUUGUGGGUUUUUUUUUUUCAGACAUUCUUUGACAUCAGAAUAGGCUUUAGAACAUUUUCAUGGUACCCAGUGACAACUUAAAUGUUCCCUGUUAAUCUAUCUAGAAAGCAAAAUCAUAAGUGAGGCUACUGAGUUGCAAGUAAAGACCUAAUCAGCGUUUCUAAUUCAAUAAGUUAAUCAAGACUAGACAUACAUUUGCUUAGGUUUUUAUCUGCAAGGUACUUUAUUUGGCUUUCAUGAUUCAAUAGCCCAGCAGAAUAGGAUGGUCGCAGUUAUAUGGUUUCUUUGGAAAACAGGAGAAUCACACUUGUGUUUGUGAUUUUUAUGUCUAGUGGCCUUGGGCAGGUGAUAUAUUUCUAUCCAACUUUCUUUUGAGAUAUUACACCCUGAGGAGUGUUGUUAAGCAUGUUGUAUGAUUCAAACUGAAUCAGCUAUUACUGAUGCAGGUAAGGAACCAUCAGUAAACUUCUGGUUACUGUCACCUUCUGUAAAAAAGGAUGGAUGAUGUUCAAGAAAUACCUUGGAAGGAUUAACCAGGAAACACACAGGACUGAAUGUUCUUUUAGGACCUUGAUGCUCUAAAAGAUGUAAUUACAACCUAUUUUUCUUUAUACGAUAUUAUAAGUAAAAUUUGGGGCCGUUUAAAUGUUGGAAAGUGCAUAAGAUUACAUGUUUUUAUAAUAGGGAUGCAGGCAUUCCAAAAUAAAUGAAUAAAAUACAUGCAUCUCUCUUGCCUCUUACUGAAAGUAUUAAUCUAAUUUUAUAAUAAUGCUUACUUUUUAAUAUUAAGGCUCUGUAAAAAAAACAAAAACAAAAACAUUUAUUUCUAAAAUUUCAGUAGAGCACAGGUGGUGUAUUUUUUUAAGGCUUUUCAUUUCCUUCACUAAUCCCACCCAUUAUGUCCACUACACCAUGCAACACAGUUCAUAGCAAUGUUUUUAUUUUUGUUGAGUUGAUUUAAGCUUCAUAUUUAUUCAAUGCGACUUUUAAUAGAGAAUAAUAAUGGGAGAUAUUUGCUAUUAGAAUUAAGAUUAUACAGCUCUCAUUUCAUCUUACAUUUAAAUUUCUUUUCUUUUUUUCAAAGCAAAUAAUACAGAUUAUUGACAUCCUAGAAAUGGUAUGUGGGUGAUAUUAUAUGGAGCCUAAGACUCCAAAUCCUGGACUAGUUGCUCAUUUUCUGGGAAGUCUGUAUUCUUAUCCUCACCAGGACCCCUGACUCUUGUGUUGUAUUUUUUAUGAUUCUGAAAUGCUUUAAGGUAAAGAUAUUUUAAUGUGUACAAUUUGUUUUAUUUUCAUACUGAUCUCUAUUUUUGUUUAAAACCAUGUUACAUCAUGAAAUCACUUAAUCCAAAAUAAAUCUUCUUUUAAAAAAUA
Molecule: messenger RNA, 11723 nt
Organism: Marmota monax (woodchuck)
Lineage: Eukaryota; Metazoa; Chordata; Mammalia; Rodentia; Sciuridae
Gene: Hecw2
Product: HECT, C2 and WW domain containing E3 ubiquitin protein ligase 2
Exons: 29
Coding region: 408-5132 (1574 amino acids)
Biological process (GO): regulation of dendrite morphogenesis
Molecular function (GO): ubiquitin-protein transferase activity; protein binding
Source: RefSeq, a predicted model, not a curated record